AUGGAAAAAGACGAUAGUCACGGCAAGGCCAUGAACGUUGAGGAUGCUGUCAGCAUCAGUGCCGGUGUCCUUCUAUACGACGAUGAUGGAAAUGUGCGAAAUCUACCGGUUCCAUCAUGCGACCCAAACGAUCCUCUCAACUUUGGGAUCUGGCGACAGCGUCUCGUUCUCUUAGCCGUCUGCAUGUAUGGGAUCGCUGGUUUCGGUGUUAUUCAGUCUACUCCGCUCUUUUUGGGGAAUCUCAUUGCUGAAUAUAUGAAGGAGACGCGUGGUACAUUCCACCCUGACCGUAUUGCAGACCUUGCUAGCUAUCAUUCUCUCUGUAUGGGCUUGGGAAACUUCUUCUUCGUUCCCUUGUCCAUGGCACUCGGUCGUCGUUUCGCCUUCAUUCUGAGCAACGUUAUCUUUGUGGCAUCUAUCAUCUGGGCUGCCAAGUCCCAGUCUUUUGAGUCUCAUCUUGGAGCGCGCUGUUUACAGGGACUCACUGCAGGUAUCUCAGACUGUCUGCUACCGAUUAUAGUCCUCGACAUGUCAUUCCUCUAUAAGCGAAGCGCCCGGCUCAUUGCCUACUGGGCAUUAACCGCCAUCGGAUCGUCUAUACUACUGGUUCCCAUCCCUUUUAUCUUCGAGAACGCAAGCGGCAAUUGGAGGCUUAACUAUUGGUUCUGGUUAGCCUUUGCAGUAUUUGCCAUGACACUCAUCAUCUUUUGUGUCCCCGAGACUCUUUUCAACCGUCGCGCUGUAGAGCUUAGCGGAAGAAUUCACGCAACGGACGCCUAUGGUACUCAUCGAACCUUUGCUUCGCCGCAAGCCGCCCGCGACGCUGGCUUCGACAUUGACGAUGCUCAGUCAGAGAAUCCCACAGAACUCUCGUAUAAGCGUCAGUUCGCGCUUUUCACAGUCCAACCAUCGCCUGUUGCCCGGUUCUUUGGCGCAUACAAAGACAUGUUUCUUUGUAUCCUUGUGCCAGGUACUCUUUGGGUCCUCCUCUUCAACAGCAUGGUAUUUGGUGGUCUUGUUGUCCUCAGUUUGACCUAUGCACAGCGCCUUGAAAUGCCACCUUGGAAUUUCUCCCCAGAAACAGUUGGAACAGUGCAAAUUGGAGCAGCCAUCGGGGCACUGUUUGGUCUGGGCUAUGGAGAGUUAGCGGAGCCAAUCAGUCGCUACUUGACCAAGAGAAAUGGCGGCGUUCGAGAGCCUGAACAUGUGCUUCCCAACUUCAUUCUUCCAGCUAUUUUUUGCUUUCUUGGUAUCAUCAUCUACGGUGUUGUGGCUGCAGACCCAGCGCGUUAUAGUUGGGUAGGCAUGCACGCUGCUUUUGCUUUGUUCUACUUUGGCUUCUGUGCUAUCUCGGCUGUGACGGGAGUUUGGCUUGGAGAAUUGCUGCCUCAUAUGUCGGGGCCUGCGAUCGUGCUGACUUGUGGAGGAAGAAAUGUCAUUUCUUUUGGGUACAGCCAUUCUUUCAAUUCAUGGAUCAGCGCAGUGGGAAUCAGGGAUACGUAUGUUUUAUUCGGAGGUAUCCUUUUUGCAUUGGGGUCUCUCGCUGUUCCGUUGUACUUUCUCAACGGGCGGGUUCGUCGGGCAAUGGAGAAGAUGUCCCUUUUCGGCACUUGUUAA
Messenger RNA from Fusarium subglutinans, 1617 nucleotides. Its product is annotated as major facilitator superfamily domain protein. Gene Ontology annotation, molecular function: transmembrane transporter activity. The record is from RefSeq and is a predicted model, not a curated record. NCBI's taxonomy places the organism in Eukaryota, Fungi, Ascomycota, Sordariomycetes, Hypocreales, Nectriaceae. The transcript is spliced from 3 exons. The coding region runs from base 1 to 1617 and encodes 538 amino acids. Gene Ontology annotation, biological process: transmembrane transport.